Poecile atricapillus (Black-capped chickadee) is the source of this 10225-nucleotide messenger RNA. It is a transcript of the gene TNKS2, whose product is annotated as tankyrase 2. Gene Ontology annotation, cellular component: ciliary inversin compartment. Gene Ontology annotation, molecular function: NAD+ poly-ADP-ribosyltransferase activity; protein binding. The coding region runs from base 52 to 3558 and encodes 1168 amino acids. Gene Ontology annotation, biological process: protein localization to ciliary inversin compartment. Lineage: Eukaryota; Metazoa; Chordata; Aves; Passeriformes; Paridae. The transcript is spliced from 27 exons. The record is from RefSeq and is a predicted model, not a curated record.
CCGUGAGGGGCGGCGGGGGCUGCGCGGGGCCCGGCCCGGCCCGGCCCGGCCAUGGCGGGGCGAAGGUGCGCGGGCGGCGCGGCCGCUCUGGCCGAAGCGCCGGGCUGCGGCGCGGCGGCGGCCGAGCCGGCCCGGGAGCUGUUCGAGGCCUGCAGGAACGGAGACGUGGAGCGGGUCAAGCGGCUGGUGCGGCCCGAGAAUGUGAACAGCCGGGACACGGCGGGCAGGAAGUCCAGCCCGCUGCACUUCGCCGCAGGUUUUGGUCGGAAGGAUGUAGUUGAAUAUUUACUUCAAAGUGGUGCCAACGUCCAUGCACGAGAUGAUGGAGGCCUUAUUCCUCUUCACAACGCUUGCUCUUUUGGCCAUGCUGAAGUUGUCAAUUUGCUCUUGCGGCACGGUGCAGAUCCUAAUGCUCGAGAUAAUUGGAAUUACACUCCCCUUCAUGAAGCUGCCAUUAAGGGGAAGACAGAUGUCUGCAUUGUACUGUUGCAGCAUGGUGCUGAACCAACCAUCCGGAACACAGAUGGAAGGACAGCUUUGGAUUUAGCAGACCCGUCUGCAAAAGCAGUGCUGACUGGUGAAUACAAGAAGGAUGAACUCUUAGAAAGUGCCAGGAGUGGAAAUGAGGAAAAGAUGAUGUCUCUUCUUACACCAUUAAAUGUUAACUGUCAUGCAAGUGAUGGCAGAAAGUCUACUCCAUUACAUUUGGCAGCUGGGUAUAACCGUGUAAAGAUAGUCCAGCUCUUACUGCAGCAUGGAGCUGAUGUACACGCUAAGGAUAAAGGAGAUCUGGUGCCACUUCACAAUGCCUGUUCCUAUGGUCAUUAUGAAGUAACAGAGCUUCUAGUAAAGCAUGGAGCAUGUGUGAAUGCAAUGGAUCUGUGGCAAUUCACCCCUCUGCAUGAAGCAGCUUCUAAGAACAGGGUGGAAGUAUGUUCUCUUUUGUUAAGUUAUGGUGCUGACCCAACACUGUUGAACUGUCACAACAAAAGCACCAUUGAUUUGGCUCCAACGCCCCAAUUAAAAGAACGAUUAGCAUAUGAAUUCAAAGGUCACUCACUGCUACAGGCUGCAAGAGAAUCAGAUGUAGCUCGUAUAAAGAAACAUCUUUCUUUGGAAACAGUGAACUUCAAGCAUCCUCAGACACAUGAGACAGCAUUGCACUGUGCUGCUGCAUCUCCAUAUCCUAAGAGGAAACAAGUAUGUGAACUGCUGCUAAGGAAAGGUGCCAAUAUCAAUGAAAAAACAAAAGACUUCUUGACACCUCUGCAUGUGGCAUCAGAAAAGGCUCAUAAUGAUGUUGUUGAAGUAGUUGUGAAACAUGAAGCUAAGGUUAAUGCAUUAGAUAAUCUUGGCCAGACCUCUCUUCAUAGAGCAGCACAUUGUGGUCAUCUUCAGACGUGUAGGUUGCUGCUGAGUUCUGGAUGUGAUCCCUCCAUCGUGUCUCUGCAGGGCUUUACAGCCUUACAAAUGGGGACUGAAAGUGUGCAACAGCUACUACAAGAAGGUAUCCCAUUAGGUAAUUCUGAUGCAGAUCGACAAUUGCUGGAGGCUGCAAAGGCUGGAGAUGUGGAUACCGUAAAAAAGCUGUGUACAGUCCAGAGUGUGAACUGCAGAGAUAUUGAAGGACGUCAGUCUACACCACUUCAUUUUGCAGCUGGAUAUAACAGAGUAUCUGUUGUGGAGUAUCUUCUUCAGCAUGGAGCUGAUGUACAUGCAAAAGAUAAGGGAGGACUUGUCCCUUUACAUAACGCCUGCUCAUAUGGUCACUAUGAAGUUGCAGAACUGUUGGUUAAACAUGGUGCAGUUGUCAACGUAGCUGACUUGUGGAAAUUCACUCCCUUGCAUGAAGCUGCAGCAAAAGGAAAAUACGAGAUUUGCAAACUCCUGUUACAGCAUGGGGCUGACCCUACUAAGAAAAACAGGGAUGGAAAUACUCCUCUAGACCUUGUUAAAGAUGGUGAUACUGAUAUUCAAGACCUACUUAGAGGAGAUGCAGCUCUCCUCGAUGCUGCAAAGAAAGGUUGUUUGGCCCGAGUAAAAAAGCUCUGUUCACCUGACAAUGUCAACUGUCGGGACACACAAGGACGGCAUUCAACACCACUACAUUUAGCAGCUGGUUACAAUAAUUUGGAGGUUGCAGAAUACCUGUUGCAGCAUGGAGCAGAUGUGAAUGCACAGGAUAAAGGAGGCUUGAUUCCACUGCAUAAUGCAGCAUCUUAUGGGCAUGUUGAUGUAGCAGCUUUACUUAUAAAGUAUAAUGCAUGUGUGAAUGCUACAGACAAAUGGGCUUUCACACCACUUCAUGAAGCAGCCCAGAAAGGAAGGACUCAGCUUUGUGCCUUGUUGCUGGCACAUGGGGCUGAUCCUACUCUGAAAAACCAAGAAGGACAAACACCGUUGGACCUGGUCACUGCAGACGAUGUCAGUGCAUUACUGACAGCAGCAAUGCCUCCUUCUGCCUUACCAACUUGCUACAAACCUCAGGUUAUAAGUGUGUCCCAGACUACAGGUUCUGCAGCUGAUUCCCUCUCUUCUGUUCCAUCCAGUCCAUCCAGUCUGUCUGCUGCAAGUAGUCUUGACAACUUAUCUGGUAGUUUUUCUGAACUUCCUUCUGUUGUUGGCACAAACUGUGCAGAGGGAGCUACUGUUCUGGAGAAAAAAGAAGUUUCAGGUGUAGAUUUUAGCAUUAAUCAGUUUGUGCGGAACCUUGGCCUUGAUCAUCUGAUUGACAUAUUUGAGAGAGAACAGAUAACAUUGGACGUAUUGGUUGAAAUGGGACACAAAGAAUUGAAGGAAAUUGGCAUUAAUGCUUAUGGCCAUAGGCAUAAAAUCAUCAAAGGAGUUGAAAGACUUAUUUCUGGACAGCAAGGACUUAACCCAUACUUAACUCUAAAUACUUCUGCUAGUGGAACUAUUCUCAUAGACCUUUCCACCGAAGACAAGGAAUUUCAGUCAGUAGAAGAAGAGAUGCAGAGUACUGUCCGAGAGCACAGAGAUGGAGGACAUGCUGGUGGUGUCUUCAGUAGAUACAACAUCUUAAAGAUUCAGAAAGUAUGCAACAAAAAACUCUGGGAAAGAUACACUCACAGGAGGAAAGAGGUCUCUGAGGAGAAUCAUAACCAUGCCAAUGAAAGGAUGCUGUUUCAUGGCUCCCCAUUUGUGAAUGCAAUCAUUCACAAAGGCUUUGAUGAGAGACAUGCCUAUAUAGGUGGCAUGUUUGGAGCUGGGAUUUAUUUUGCUGAGAAUUCUUCGAAAAGCAAUCAGUAUGUAUAUGGAAUUGGAGGUGGCACUGGAUGUCCAAUUCACAAAGAUAGAUCUUGCUAUGUUUGCCACAGGCAGUUGCUCUUCUGUCGUGUAACACUGGGCAAGUCCUUUCUGCAGUUCAGUGCAAUGAAAAUGGCUCAUUCUCCCCCGGGACAUCAUUCAGUGACUGGGCGGCCCAGUGUAAAUGGAUUGGCAUUGGCAGAAUAUGUCAUUUACAGAGGAGAGCAGGCUUAUCCAGAAUACUUGAUUACUUACCAGAUUAUGAAACCUGAAGCCACCACUGAUGCAUAAGAAAAGUUACUUGUGGGAAACCAUCAGACUUCGGAUGCGAAGAUAUCAAUGGCUGCCAUCCUGAUAAUUACAAGUUUUUGUUGAAAACUUCCCAUUCCCAGGUGGUGUGGUAGCAAAUGUGAACAAAAUAUACCAGUUUUGACUUGAUAAAGCUUUAAUAAUGUACAGUAUGUUUUUCUAAAAUUUCAGAAAUGUCCUCUUCUUCAGCACUUUAACAGAUACCAUUCCAGGCAUAAACUGGGGUUUGGCUGUACUAAAUUAUAAACAAAAAUUAACUUGAAACAAUGGUUUUAUACAAUACUGCAUUCAAAUCUAGCAGAAAUUGUAAUGGUCUAUACAGGAACUCAUUUUACUAAUAUUGUGUUCUUUAAAACACUGCAUUUACACUGAAAACGUUUUCAUUUGUAAAACUGUAAAUAAGAGCUUUUGUACUAGCCUGGUAUUUAUUUACAUUGCUUUGUAAUAUAAGUGUUUUAGAACUGCAAUCUUGUACAAAAUGUUCUUUCCAGAUGUUGGUUUGUUCAUCUCUGUUUUCUCAUGCAAGAUAGAUUGUCAAUUUUUUUCAGGUUUUAUCACUUAAUCGUGAGGGAGAAAACAAAUUUUAUCUGAAGAGGUUUAGAAAUAUCCAACUUUAGAUUGAAUACAAAAAUUUUUGUUCUGUAUUUUUAUUUAUGAAAUAUACAUUCCUGAGAAUGAUGGGCUAUGAAAAUAGAAUGUUCCAGACAAAUUCUAAAGUGGUUUUCCACCUACUUCCUAGAGUUGCAUAUUUUAUUUCUGUAAAAUGCCUUUUGAAAUUUUUUAUUUAACUAUAGGUAUAGUUAACCUGUAUCCUCACUUCAAGGCUAGUAGGCCUUGCAAGUUACAGUUUUAGUAAAUUAUUUUCUUUGAAUGUAGAUGGAAAAUUAACCUCAAGAAGUUCUUUCUUGAGUAUCUCUUGCUUACAUUUAAGCCAGGAAAUUAAAUACUUUAUUCCUAACAUGAGGGCAAACAACUUGGCCUUUUUUGAAUGCUUGUUUUGGUAGAUUAAUCUACCUGUUGGUGCAAGUAGAUUAAUAUGAGCAUUGCAAGGUGGAAAUGUUGAAAGCCAUCCUGUCAUCCCCUGUGUCUCUCCAUGUUAACGUUCAAGCUGUGGUUGAAGCAGGUGUGUAGGAGUGUGUUUGUCUGCUUUCAGCUGAGUGGAACUGGUGGGGCUGCAUGUUCUGCUCCCAGCUCAGCCAGCUGGGAGGGGAGGAGCAGCUCUGCCACAGCAGCAGCUGCCUUUGGUAGCCCUGGUGAGGCCCCUUGGACAGAGGAAGAGUGUAAAAGGUGCAGCCCCUGUCCAGGUCUCAUUGGGGGUUCCUGACUGCACUUAUCUGCUCAGUCAGCUCUGUCAUAGCUCUCGUGUGUAUUCUGCUUUUCUGCCAUCUGCAGUUUUUACCUACAUAUUUCAAAAAUAUGUAAAUACAAAUUAUAAGUUACUUGGGGUUAAAGUGGGUAGGAGUAUAUUUUAGUUGUUUAAUAUUUCUACAUACAGAACACUGUCCCAGAAGACAAUUUGUUUGCAGGGCAUGUUACCUUACCAUGGUUUUAAAUGUAGUAACUGGUCAAGAUAAUGAAAUCCUCUUGCUGAUGUGGUGGUUAUGUGAUUAUGCUCUAUGUAAAAAUGUAUUGAACCUUACCCAGUUAUGUGAGGAAACUGAAUAAGAUUGCAGAAUUCUUGCAGAAAGUAAUAUUGGCUAUGAAUAAAAAAGGCUUUGAUUUUUAGGUACUUUCUCCCAGCAUGUUGCCUGUUCCUUAGGUAUAGUAAUGCUGGAAUUUGUGUUCAUGCAAAAUCUGUUAAUUAUGUUUAAAACUUUUUUGUUAUUGCUAAAAUGCUUCAUUCUAUAUAAAUGAUCACCUAAUGUCUUGUAAAAUAUUGUGGUAUGAUAGCAUUUUAAGUGGUACCACAAUGUUGGUUUUGUCUGUUUGGGGAUUUUUUGAGCUGUUUUUUUGCAUGACAUACCUUGCACUCUGAAGACGGAAGCUGUAAUGAUUUGGUAAUACUGACUGUUGAGGUGAACCUUUAAUCCCUUGUGCAAUUAGUUCUGCUUUACUCAUCUUGAAGUGUCUUUACAUGUACUGUAUGACAUUCCAUAUCCAUUUAACACUAAAUAAAUUUAAUUCACUGGUUUUCUGGUUGCAUGGGAGUAAUUACAGAUGUAGUAUGUUAACCCAUUGUUUUAAAUUGUAGGCAUGCACAAUGCUGUAACAAACUGCAUCAGUGGAGGCAAAAUUAAUUACAUUAAGUAGAAGAGCUUUUAAUGCAGAUGAAAACCUGUAAAUACUGUGGCAACUUGUAGUUUGAUUUAUGGCUCACUAACAGCUUUAGCUAGCAGUGAAAAGGUGUUAAUAAUAAACCCAGAAGUAAGCUUCAAUUUGUGCAUUUAAAACUCCAUUAUAUGGUCCAAAACUGAGAAAGAAAACUUGCUUACAUUGGCUUUGUAAAAUGAAAAGUAACCUCAAGAGUCUUACCUUUCAGAUAACUGCAUGGGUGUGAUACAUACAUGAGCAACAACAGAAGGAACUGUUUAGAUCACUGGUAGUAUUGCAAUAAGUAAGUAAUUUUAUUUCAGUAGGACCAUUUAUAUGGUGGUAGGUUUCCAAAACCAGAUUUAUAGAAGACUUAAAUAGAUGUGAGCACUAGAGGGCAGGAGAGCAAAUGUUUUCUAAGAUCAGUGGUAAUGAAAGUCUUUAAAGGGUCUUGGGAACAAAACUGAUAAAAUUGCCCCUGCAAAUUUCAUGCAUCUAGGUUGUAAAAAACUAACUUUCCAUUCUGCAUUAGAUUUGGUUUUGUUCAAUUAAAUAAUUAGUAUAAAAAGAAAUGAUACAACUGAACAAAUUGAAAUAUUAGAAUCUUAAGAAAAUUUACUUGUAAGUUAGACUUUAGUUUUUAGGAACCAAAGAAAACAAUUCAACCAUACUCUCUUAUAGAAUUGAAAAAGUUGAUGAUCCAGAGGUAUGUUGGCAUUCAUUCUGAGUGCAAAUGACUGUGUAUAAAGGAAUUGCUGCUCUCCUUUCUACCCUGAACUUGCUCAUUAGCCAUGUGUGUAUCUGUGAGUACACACACACUUGCUCACUCUCUGGGAAAAAAAAAAAUAAAAGAAGUUUUAAAUGUCUCUUCCUGCAGAACAUCACUGUCAGUGAGAGUGCUGCAGCCUAGGAGCCAUGACCCCUUCUUCAGCCCAUCUCCUGAACUUGAUGUAAUAAAAUGGAUUUUUUUUCCACUGGAAACAGCCCCAUGGGUGGCUUUCUUCUGACUUGCAGUUUAAAAAAAUGGCAUAGAGACGUGGUUGCUGUUGAGCUGAAGCAACCAAGGCUGCUCUUGCCUUCAGUGACCUGGCAGUGAGUGACAGAGGCCUGCCCCUCUGUGGUUCUUGGAGCUGUGCUUAAGUAGCUGUAGGAGGUGGAGGUGGUGCCACCAAGGGAAGUGCUAGAGUGGAGAGCACAAGGGGAGGUAUGUCCCUCCUCUUGCCCCUGUGCAGCAAGCAUAAGCAGUGGUGCUUCUGAGGGUAUUAAGGGGUUUCUUCCCUCUCCCUGUGGCUCACUAGAUCAGGAAGAGCUACAGGGAGCCAGAACAGAACAUAGAAGAAAAAGCACGUAGAUGACUGGUUUGAAGAUAACAAGUUCUGCCCUAAAAGGGGCAAGGUUGGCCACUGAUAGAAGACAGGAAGGAGAGAAUAAAAGAAAUAAUAAUCUGCAAAAAAAGGCAAAUUCUACAUGCACUGAAAAGGCAUGGUAGUAAUAAAAAAUACAGUUGGUAGGAAUGGCCAAAGUAAUCAUGGUACAUCCGCUUCCAAAUUUAUGUUUGACAUAAAAAAGCAAACAAAAACUGAUGUGUAGACAUUAUAGGGAUUUCAAGAGGGCUCCUCUUGAGAAGAACACACAUAUUUUAGAAGGGUAAAGUUGCAGCCAAUUCAAAACAUUAAUGUUAGACCUGAGGAAAAAGUGUGUGCAAGAAAAGAAAUAGGAUUUAAAUACCAAAGGCAAAUGCCCUGCACAAUAGAUCUUCAAAACUUUGGUUUUGAAGCAUUGAUUAUCAGAGACAAGCUGAAAACCCCCAGCAGACAGCAUAAGAGCAAAGUAUGUCACAUUAAAUUAUCCACAUGGUUCUGUAUACUGGUAGGAUAUAUAUGGGGAGGUGAGGAUUUUAGCGCAGCCAGAAAAUUUGAAAUGGAGGUGAGAUCCAUCUCUCCAUCUGCAAUCUUGAUAAAACUGGUUCAUUUAUAAGUGUGUUUCAGCUGGGGUCUUCCUGGGGGGCUCCUGGCAUGUGCAGUGACACAGCCAGGGGAACACUUUCUUGCAGAGUUUUUAAGCUAGAACCUUUAGCAGUUUUUAAAAGACCACAGCAGAAUUAUUUGCAAACCUUAACAUUUAAAACAAAUAUGAAUUGUUUAAGGAGCAGAAGAACAUACACCAGUGCCUAAGAAUGUGUUUCCAACUUUUAUAGUUGGAAAAGCAGCUUCAUAUCAGUUGCUAGUACUGUGUACAGAUCUGGGGUGGUACAUGUGGGGAAGGAUUAAUAUUGAAUAGUGUAGCUAAUAGAAGUAGCCUGAGAAAUGGACUGGGAAGUAGUUGCUUUUUUCAGGGCCAGAGGGGUCUGGUUUUGUGUUGUCCAGUUGCUCUUAAAGGCAACCUUUGCCAGCAAUGCAUUUGGAAGCUUAUUUCACAAGAAAUUUAUUCAAUUUUGUGGGGCUGUGGACAUCAUAGAUCAAUAGAAGUGUACAGAAAUAGAAUUCUUGCUAGCCUGACAAAGAAGCUGGUAAGUAAAUUAAGCAGGUAAAUAAAUAAAUAGGUUGGACUCAGUCUUGGAGGUCUUUUCCAAUCGUACUGAUUCUGUGAAAGGAAAAAACAGAUUUUGUUGCAAAAAUAAGUAACAGUAAAUCAAUUAGUCUAUAUAAUAUAUAUGACCCACUAAGAGGGAUAUUGUAUCUAACAGCUUUCUAUUUUUAAAUAGGAGGUUACAGCAGUUACAUUAAGUAUUGUUUUAAUUAAUGAGUGAGCUACUAAGCAGUCCAGAAGUGUCAUCUUUAAAUAAGUAAACCUGUGUGUGAUGACCAAUGUCUGAUAGUUGUUCCUUAUUUGAAAGUAUUUGACUGAACCAUUGUAAACAUGAAAUUAAUUAGAUUUGAAAUGAAAAAGGUUUCCUUUGGAUAUUAAGUAUUCAUUAGAGCACUUGUUUUCAUCAAAGUCUAAUGCUGUAUUUAUGAAAAAAACCUACUUAGCAGGUGGAUGCUAAAAUUUAAAGAUAUAUAAAUAAUUGAAAAAUACACAAGUGCAAUUUUACAGACAACAUAGUGCCAGUAAUAACAUGAUGCCCCCAAAGUACAUUGUGUCAAAGGUGUUAUUUAAUACAAAGAUUCUAAACCAAAUAAUCAGACAGUGAAAUAAAUCUGACUGCAGACUAAAUGGACUAAAUGUUAGAGCUUAUUUCAAAAAUUAGGAAUGUGAAAAUGCACUAGAAACUAAAAAAUGAUAGGUUUUAAGAAAAUGUUCUCCUAUUGGGAGUAAAUCUCGAAUGGAGAACCAUUUAGCACAUUACUAUAGAGAUGGAUUUCUGAAGGUGCAGAACAGACCUUGAGAAAAAAGUGAAGUUUAAAAAAAAGGGGGGAGCAGGGGUGUGGGUGUAAUUGACUGAGCAUCUCAGAGUGGUGGCAACUACAUCAACAGAGAAAAUCAGGUCAGUGGUACACCACAAGGUCUGAAGUAGUCCACACUGAAUUAGAGUGAAUGUCUUGAUAAGGAGGAAAAAUCAGGGAAACAUGGUGGUCUUAAGUGUGUCAGAUGGCUGAAUUUCUGAAAUAAAAAAUUACAGUGAACCUUCUAUCCAACAUCCUACGUAUAUACGCAAUGUAAGCAUUAUGAGUAGCUUUAAAAGCCUCUUGGCAUUUGUAUAAUUAGACUCAAAAUGAUACAGAGAGGCAGAAUGAUGAGCUAGCUCAUUUCAAACAAUUCUCAAUAGUAGCACAGAGCAGAUAAAUCCUGGGGGGAAUGCUAAUGGGAAUAACCCAUUAUGGGAAGGAUUGGACAAAUAUGGAAACCUGCUUUUUUAUGUAAUUGUGUAUUAGACUGUAGUCCAAAGCACUUCUGAAAUACCACCUGCUAUUAAAAGUGUUUGUAGUCAAUCGUAAAUUUGGAAACAUUAAUAAAAAGAACAUAUAAAAUACAGAAAGAAAUAAUAGUGAUUUCAGACCUGAAAUCCAAACCUGAAUUUUGGAUAGUUUUAUUCACAUAAGUACCAUGUGUCUGCUGUAGGGACACAGUCCAGCAGAAAUACUGAAAUCACGACAGUACUUUGCAAGAGAUAUGAGAACCUUGUACAUGCGGCAAAUUUUAAAAGCCAAGGACUCAGUCAAAAUAGUCCAUAAACUCUUGGGUUUAGGUAUGCCUCCUCUAUGUCUUCUGAGACUUCCCUCCCCUUUCUCAGAAAUACUAGCUUUUCAGUAAAGCAGUUGAACAAAAUGUAUGAGUUAAAUAUUUCUUAUAUCAAGUUUCAGUUGUGUUUAGUUUUCUGUAAAGAAGAAAGAAUAAUGGGGUGACUUUGUACAAUUAAAUAUUUAGUUACAAUAUUAUUGUGUAAUAGGGUACAUUGUUAUGUAUUACAGAUGUUUCAUUGCAAUAUCAAUAAAUAACAUAUUUUCCUUUAAAAAAA